GCAUCUUUCGUGGUGAUCUGGAAGAAUCGUUGCCUCAUGAUUGGUGAUCAGGAUCUCACUACACUACAGAUACACCCCUAAAACAGCAACGGACAUUGGCAUAAAACAACACAAUGGCCAGGAAUCGCAAAGACAGGGACAGCUGGGGCUCGUUCACAGACAAGGGCAUCUAUGACUGGAGCUCAGAGGAGGACGAGCCCGACGGGAAGGCGCGGCCGGUGCAGGUGCUGGUGGUGAAGGACGACCACUCCUUUGAGCUGGACGAGGUGGCCCUGGGGCGCCUCCUGCUGGCCGAGGAGGUGCGCGACCGCGAGGUGGUGGCCAUCUCUGUGGCCGGAGCCUUCCGCAAGGGCAAGUCCUUCCUCAUGGACUUCAUGCUGCGCUACAUGUACAACCAGGCCUCAGAGGAGUGGCUGGGUGAUGCGGAGGACCCCCUGACAGGCUUCUCGUGGAGGGGGGGAUCGGAGAGAGAGACCACAGGCAUCCAGAUCUGGAGCGAGGUCUUCCUAGUGGAUAAACCAGACGGGACAAAGGUUGCCGUGCUCCUGAUGGACACCCAGGGCACCUUUGACAGCCAGUCCACCCUCAGAGACUCAGCCACCGUCUUCGCCCUCAGCACCAUGAUCAGCUCCAUGCAGGUGUACAACAUCUCCCAGAAUAUCCAGGAGGAUGACCUGCAGCACCUACAGCUUUUCACCGAGUAUGGCAGACUAGCCAUGGAAGAAACAUUCCUGAAACCAUUCCAGUCCAUGAUAUUCCUGGUGCGGGACUGGAGCUUUCCGUACGAGUUCACCUAUGGACAAGAAGGGGGGAUGAAAUUCCUCGAAAAGAGGCUGAAAAUCUCAGAGAACCAACAUGAAGAGCUGCAGAACGUGCGGAAACACAUCCACUCCUGCUUCACCAACAUCUCCUGCUUCCUCAUGCCACACCCGGGCCUCAAGGUGGCCACCAACCCUAACUUUGACGGCAGACUUCGAGAGAUCGACCCCGAGUUCACCAACCACCUGCGUGUGCUGGUGCCCUGGCUGCUGAGUCCCCGCAACCUGGACGUCAAGGAGAUCAACGGCAGCAACAUCACCUGCCGAGGCCUUCUCGAGUACUUUAAGGCAUACAUAAAAAUCUAUCAGGGGGAAGAACUGCCACAUCCCAAGUCAAUGCUGCAGGCAACAGCUGAAGCGAACAACUUGGCCGCUGUAGCAGCAGCUAAAGACUUGUACAGCAAGAAGAUGGAGGAGGUGAGUGGCGGCGAUCGGCCUUUCCUGGCGCCGACUGAGCUGCAGGCACGGCAUGGCGAGAUCCGGCAGGAGGCGCUGGCCGUCUUCCGCGGCGUGAAGAAGAUGGGUGGCGAGGAGUUCAGCCGGCGCUACCUGCAACAGCUGGAGGCCGAGGUGGACGAGCUCUUCACACAGUACGUCAAGCACAACGACAGCAAGAACAUCUUCCACGCCGCACGCACGCCAGCCACCCUCUUCGUGGUCAUCUUCGUCAUGUACGUGGCGGCGGGCAUCACAGGCUUCGUGGGCGUGGACGUGAUCGCCAGCGUCUGCAACAUGGUGCUGGGCCUGGCGCUCAUCACCCUCUGCACCUGGGCCUACAUACGCUACUCGGGCGAGUACCGCGAGCUGGGCGCCGUCAUCGACCAGGUGGCUGGGGCUCUGUGGGACCAGGGAAGCACAAACGAGGCGCUCUACAAGCUGUACAACGCAGCGGCCAAUCACAGAAACCUUGUUAACCACGCUUUCCCCGCCCAGGGGGCGGAGCAACAGGAGGAGCAGACCAGGAAGAGGAACUAAACGGCGGAACCGCACCAGGA
Messenger RNA from Engraulis encrasicolus (European anchovy), 1813 nucleotides. It is a transcript of the gene atl1, whose product is annotated as atlastin GTPase 1. NCBI's taxonomy places the organism in Eukaryota, Metazoa, Chordata, Actinopteri, Clupeiformes, Engraulidae. Gene Ontology annotation, biological process: endoplasmic reticulum organization; protein homooligomerization. The record is from RefSeq and is a predicted model, not a curated record. The transcript has 15 exons. The coding region runs from base 114 to 1793 and encodes 559 amino acids. Gene Ontology annotation, molecular function: GTPase activity; GTP binding.